Messenger RNA from Momordica charantia (bitter melon), 2002 nucleotides. RefSeq lists its product as uncharacterized. NCBI's taxonomy places the organism in Eukaryota, Viridiplantae, Streptophyta, Magnoliopsida, Cucurbitales, Cucurbitaceae. The record is from RefSeq and is a predicted model, not a curated record.
CUCAUUUCUCUUCCAUCGUCCACUGAAAGAAAGCCGAGAGCGUACUUAAGUCUUAAACCGAGUUCAUUUCUACCUUCCGUCUCCCUGAUUUUCUUGGCCGGCGGCUACUGUGCCACGCCGGAAAAUACGCUCCUCGCCGGAAAUUAUAGAGUUUCUUAUCUUCGGUUGCGUUGCAGAUACGGUCUGGGCACUCUGACCGUAUCUGAUUUCCCCAAGCAAAAGCGACUUUACUUGGCUGAGUUUCGAAGUUAUUCUAUAUUCUGUUUAAAAAUAAGGAGAAAAACUACAUUAUAAUUAUUAGGGAAUAGGUUUCUGAUUUUUAGAUAUCUCAAAUUUGUCCGAGUACAUUUAAUUUUUGGGGGCAAAACUCUGGAUUUGUGUGUCGAUUUUAUUUUCUGAUAAUCUGUAAUCAGAUACGCUUCAGAGUCGUCGAUGGCGAAUUCAAACGAACUGUAGGUUGUGGAAGUCGCAUUUUCCGUCUGCUACCAUAAUACUGUUUUGCUUAUUUUUCUGUAAACACACUUGUCCGUUCUCGAAUCUUGAAUUAACCGAAGGAAUUGAAGAUUACGAGCUUCAAUUUUGGAAAAUGGUGAAGUUAAUAGUUGUUGAGAUCUGAGUAUCUGAGAGGUGCUUAAAUUUUCUCGGAAGAGCUUACGGCUUCUCUGAUCAUGCCAUUUCAAAUGAAGAUCCAGCCAAUCGAUUUCGACAGUGCCGAAGAAGCAGCUCGGUUAGAGCUGGUUAAGCCGGCCGUGAAGUCGUCGAAGUUGAAGCGACUAUUUGAAAAACAGUUCCAUAACGUACUGAGGAAUUCGGCAGAGAAGGCAAACUUUGAAGAAUUGAAUGUUAACAAAGACAGCUCCGACUGCUUCUCUGUGUUGGAGCCUAGCUCUAUUUGCUUGGCGAAGAUGGUCCAGAAUUUCAUAGAGGACAACAAUGAGAAACAAUUCAGUGCGUCUAGGUGUGGUCGUAGUCGCUGCAACUGCUUCAAUGGAAACUAUACGGACAGCUCCGAAGAGGAAUUGGAUUCACAUGGUGGUUUUGGCGAUGCCAAAUUUUCUUCCGGUGGUGAGGCUUGGGAACUUCUGAAGAGCUUAAUUCCUUGUACGAGUGUUCACGAGAGGAAUUUAUUAGCAGACACGGCCAGGAUCGUGGAGAAGAACAAGGUCUGCAAGCGCAAAGACAACUUAGCAAGACAGAUUGUUACUAAUGGAUUGCUGGCUCUCGGAUACGACGCUUCCAUCUGCAAAUCUCACUGGGAAAAGUCCCCCUCAUAUCCGGCUGGGGAUUACGAAUACGUUGACGUGAUUAUCGAAGGAGAACGCUUACUGAUAGACGUCGACUUCCGAUCAGAAUUUGAAAUUGCGCGGUCAACCAAAAGUUACAGAACAAUCCUCCAACUUGUUCCUUUUAUCUACGUCGGCAAGCCUGGUCGGCUCCAGAGGAUCGUAUCCGUCGUAUCAGAGGCUGCAAAACAGAGCUUAAAAAAGAAGGGGAUGCCUGUUCCCCCAUGGCGAAAAGCCGAGUAUGUCAAAGCGAAGUGGCUCUCUCCUCAUAUUCGUGCGUCAUCCUUGUCGAUUUUGGGUCCAAAUUCUGAGUCAAAGCAACCCCUUGAAAACUUCCAACUUGAGCCCCGUCAAGUGGCCGAGAAAUCGGUGGAUCGUAACGAGUUUGGAGAGGUAGACUUGGGGCCAUCGGUAACCAUUGGUGUUGAGGAGGACACUGUGAAAGAAUGGAAGCCUCCGGAGGUUAAGCCAAAAAGCUCAUCGCUUGGGGCUAGAAAUCUUAAGAUCGUAACUGGUUUGGCAUCGGUUAUUGAAGACGAGCCAUGAAAUUUUUUGUUUUGUUUCUUCUCUCCUUCUUUGGUUUUUGACUACCGUAUAAACAAAUAGUUAUAUACAACCUAUGUAUGGUGUUAACCUUCAAAUCCCCUUCUGGUUUUUGUGUAAGGGUUUGGAUAUUACUCAAAUCAAUAAAAUUUGAAAACAUGAAUAGUUAACAGCUA